AAGUAGUCUUGGAGUUGGGCGUUGUAACCAAGUUUCUGCCUGUCGGUGUUUGAAGGAGUCAGUUUUUCUGCGAGAUGAGUUGAGCUGCGGAGGAUCGAGCUGUCUCAGCAGAGAGGACGGCAGCGGCUCAGGACGGGCCAUCCUGGAGAAGGUGCGCUCCCUGACACUAGAUGUAGCUGGGCACCCAGAACAAGAAAGGAGGAAUGUAUUGUUUAUUUUCACCUUUUCACUUUAUUCAUUUAUUGUGUUUUUUGUCUUAAAAGUUCAGUUUAUUCUAUUUAUUUAUUGUUUGAGUUUUAGAAGAUCUUGAAAACUUAUUUUGCUUAGCACGUAGCUUUCAGCAUUCGCUGAUAAAUUUGUCUUGAAUAGCUCGCUUGUGCUCUCCUUGUCACCAUGUCUCGCGCUUUGUUGGCUGGCGAUUCGAUGGUGAAAUACGUCGGUCAGUAUUUCCCGUCGCAUCAGGGCCUGGCCGUUGAGGUCAGUGCGCACAAGGGGGCAAAGAUCGAGCACUUGCUUCCAAUGAUUGUCAACAAGCUAGGAAGCUUUGACGUCAUUGUGCACGUCUGCACUAACAACACUCUCGAGAGUGUUGACGUGUACAUAGACAAGUACCGUCGCUUAGCUCGUGACAUAAUUGCAAGCAAUCCCAGGGCGCAGGUUGUGUUUUCUGCCAUUUUCCCUCGCGGGCAGAAUGAAUACCGCAUGCGGGAAGCACAGUCUGCAAAGUUGCGCCGCAUCAACGAAAGGUACAAAGAGGUGAACGCUGCACUGCAGGAGCUGUGCCAGGAGCAGGGCUUCCAUUUCAUGAAUGGCUUGGUUGAAGAUUGGGCCAGCUGCCUUGCCAGGGAUGGUGUGCUCCCGAGCCGCCACGGAAACCAGCUGUUGGCCGACUACUACUACAGGGAGGCCCGCAUCCUGGCUGCCAGUGUGGAGAGGGGCCGAAUCCAGCGCAACUACCAGGACAGGCAGUCAUCUUCCUGGAGUGGCUGGGCAGAACCACCUGCAGCACCCGUUUUUUCCAGUGCAUACCUUCCUCCUCUUGGAGCUAACUGUACUUCUCUUGCAGCUAACAAGCCAUACAGGGUGAAGACAACUCCUGGACAGGUGACCAGCCCUGCUUCCUUGCAGGCAUGCAAGACCGACCAGCUUCCUUGUGCCCUUCGGGGUUCUGGUUUUGUUCUUGUUGGCGGUGUUCGCGUUCGCAGCAAGGGCAGCAAGACCUGGUGCACCAGGGACAGCCUGCCUUCGCCCAUGACCCAUGUUUCAAGGGUACCCAGAAGGGGAAAGGCUGAGGGGAGGCUUCAAGGCCAUGUGCCUUUUGCUAAGCCAGUGAGCCUCAGCCAAGGUGCCAGCACCACUUGUUCCAGGGUCAUGGGAUGA
This is a messenger RNA of Dermacentor silvarum, 1380 nucleotides long. RefSeq lists its product as uncharacterized. The coding region runs from base 394 to 1380 and encodes 328 amino acids. Lineage: Eukaryota; Metazoa; Arthropoda; Arachnida; Ixodida; Ixodidae. The record is from RefSeq and is a predicted model, not a curated record. The transcript is spliced from 2 exons.